This is a messenger RNA of Amphiprion ocellaris (clown anemonefish), 1119 nucleotides long. RefSeq names its product transmembrane inner ear (gene tmie). The record is from RefSeq and is a predicted model, not a curated record. The transcript has 4 exons. Bases 312 to 989 code for a protein of 225 amino acids. Lineage: Eukaryota; Metazoa; Chordata; Actinopteri; Pomacentridae.
UAAUUAAUGUACCCAAACUGCAGGCUUGGCUCCCUCCAUUGUAGCGGGGCGGUUUUCAGCUGGCUGCAGUGGUGACCGCCGGUGUGUUUGGGUUCGUGAGAGUGUUGUGGUAGAAAGGCAACAGAUAGAGGAGCAGGGAAACAGACAAGCAGGGAUGGGAGGAAGCCUUCACUAUUAAUCACUUGGGGGCCGUUGUGGUCCUGUCCUGUAAACGGCGCCAGUGCAGGCAGGCAGACAGAGAAAGAAGAAGACAGCAAGAGGAGGAAGGAGAGAGGGGGCAGGGUGGCUGUAGGGAGAAAGAGGAGGAGAGAAUGGUUGGGGAUCAGCCUGUUUGCCCACCUCAGCUCCUGCUGCGGGGCUGGGGAACAGUGCUGCUGUCUCAGUGCAUGUCCUCCGUGUUCUCCCAGAUCCCGGAUCCUGAGCUUUUACCCACAGAUCCCCCGAAGAAGCCAGACCCUGUCAAUUCUGAGACUGUUGUUUUCUGGGGGCUGCGGCUAUGGCAGGUCAUUGGCAUCUUUGCAGUGUUUGCUUUGGCAGUUGUUAUCACUCUGUGUUGUAUAUUCAAAUGCCGAAUUCCGAGAACCAAAAAGGAAAUAGAGGCACGGCAUGCGCAGAGACAGGCUGCCAAGAAAUACGCCAACACAUUAGAGACAGUGCCACCUCUGAACGAGCUGACUGAGAUCCCAGGAUCUGCAAAAGCAGAAGAAAAGGAGGAGGUAACAACAGUCUCUGGGAAAGUUGAUGCUGAUAAAGGAGAGAAGAAGACCAAGGAGGGCAAGAAAGAGGGCAAGAGUGCCAAAGAGGGGAAAGGAGAUGAAAAGGAUGCAUCAACAAAGAAGAAGGGUGAAAAAGGUGAAAAGGCAGCAUCCACAAAAGAAGCUGGUGAAGGAAAAGGGAAGAAAUCUGGAGAGAAGGGAGACAAAGUGGAGAAAGGAGAGAAAGGAGGCAAAGGAGGCGCUAAAGGGGGAGCCAAGAAAGCUCAGAAGUGAACUCUGAAAAAAAAUCAUUUCAUAUUUUUCACUGCAACAUUUUGGGCACUUAUUUUCUAAAAUGAACUUUGUAUGAAAUUAUAUUUAGAAAUAAACAAAAUGCUGAAAGAAAAGAAAAUGCAUUAGUAAG